CCGUCAGUAUCGGCCAUGCUCGCCGAAUGUCAAGAUCGCCAGCGUCAUAUAUGAAUAGGUUAUGUUCCGAUAUACACUAAACACUACCAGUACAGAAAAUCUAUAAUAUAUGUAAUAUAGAUUUCCAGUUUUGGAGUAUUGGCAAUAUAUGUACAUCGGAAAAUAGUCAUAGUGGCCAUAGUAUAAAAUAAUAUUUUGGUGAUGCAACGAUGUAGCCUAAUGUAUUCGAAAAUAGGAGAAAAGUUAACAAACGAGUUUAAUUGUCAAAUUUGUGGGACCUGUAAAUAUCGCAAAAGCUAUAAAAUUCUCGCACGAUUAAAGCAAUGGCAAAACGACGAGCAUAGCUGAUAAGAAUGCACGCACUCGAUCCUGUCCUUCGAAGAAACUGCAUAAUGAUCAUUUAUUCAAAACGCAGUCCAAGGUAUCCACGAUUAAUUAAGCAAAAGAAAGAAUUUGUAUGAUUAGAUAAAUUUUAGCAUCCUUGGGGUCAUACUUCUGUCAUUUUUCAUUUUAAAGAAAAUUUAUUAUUUCCAAGAAUCUUAUUAUUCCUCAAGAAUAUAUGUCUUAUAAAAUAUUCUAACGCUGCAUGCUUUCCCAUCCUCUAAAAGAGGGAAGAAUAUAGGGAAAAUUGAGAGAAAUAUAUAGUUUUACGAUAACUGGAGAAAUACAGAUAUUUGACAAAUAUACAAGCGUAGAAGAAAACGUGUAUAUAAAAAUGUAUUCUUAAAAUAUUAUUAAGCUUCUCAUAAAUGUUUCUUAUUAUUAACCAUAGAAUCGGAAAAUCCUCCCUUGUGUCUCUAGAUAAUGGUGCUGUUAAAAAAUCAGAAAAUUGUUUUACAAUAAGCAGGAAAGAAGCUUCCUUAACAACGUAAUAUUUAAUUUUGAAGAAUCAAUGUGUAUUUUAUUUAAUUGUCAGUAAUAAUGCAAGCCGAACAAGCGUCGGUAUAGGAUUAUGGAUUAUGUAAUUGUGUCGCGUUAAGACAGAAAUUCCCGAAAUAAAUGCAGCCACGAGGGCUAUAAUAUUGGCGACGACGAUAUGCUUCAUUAUCGUGGUCGACGGGUACAAAGUCACUUCCGCGAUUUAUUUUCGCGCAUCAAUCUCAGACGUUUUCAGCUCCGAGACUAGCGCUUCACCAAAGAGAUUUUGAUGAUUAAUAAUGCGUAUAUAUUUAGUGCAAACGCGCCCAUAUAAUUAGCAUAUUACAUAAGUAAAAUAUAAUGAGCAUCGAGAUUUUGUGCUGUGUAUAAUACAUUUCAGGUUCCUAAAUUGUACUAUAAUUUCUCACAUGACAUGUUAACGAUCGAUAUUAAUAAAUCUGUAUGGAGAUAAUUAAUAAUUAUAGUAAUAUACGAAAAAAACAAUUAAAAGAGAUCCUUUAUCUGCCAAGGUGACGAUGUAUAAAGUAACGUCGGAAAUAUACACGGAAAACGAUCGUAUCUCCGAAAAACUAGACAGUGGCAAUACGGUAACCAAAUUCACUUUUAAAUAUCCGUCAUACAUGAUCGACUCGGGAUCAACGGAAGAAACGUUAAAUUACGAUAGCGACGACGAUCUGGAUGUGGAGAGAGAUAGAGAAGGAACGAUUCAGAUAGAACAUAGCGUAUCCACGGAGCUCAAUUUAGUCGGUUUGCAAGUCUGGAGAGGCGCUUUCCUGUUAGCCGACUAUAUCCUAUCCCAUCCGGACUUGUUUAAGAAUCAAACGAUUCUGGAAUUAGGAUCAGGAGUUGGCCUGACCAGCAUUGUAGCGAGUUAUUUGGCUAAGGAAGUCAUUUGCACGGACAUCAAUGCGGGUGAUAUUUUGAAUCUAAUUAAACGGAAUUUUCUGAGGAAUCACUCCUACGUCCGAUCCGGUUAUCGUAUCGAAGAAGUGAAUUUCUUAAACCUGGGAUGGACGAAGAAGUUGGAGGAGAGAUUACAGAGCGCAAAUAUUAUAUUGGCAGCGGAUGUCAUCUACGAUGACAAAAUUACGGAUGGAUUUGUCCGCACAUUGUCGAAACUUCUAUACACGAAGGAGAAAAAGAUCAUUUACAUCGCACUGGAGAAGCGAUACGUCUUCACUAUCGCCGACUUGGACACUACCGCUCCGAUGUACGAGGAAUUUUUACGUUGCGUCGAAAAGUACAAAAUGAAUUGGUCUAUAGAUUAUAUUAAUAUUGAUUUCCCACGCUAUUUCAAAUAUAAUAGAGUCAAACAUUUGGUUUUAAUGAAGAUACAAAACAAUAUAAGAUCUAUUGCAUAUGUAUAGCGAACAGCUUACGUUCUUAAUAAGGUACGCGCGAGUAACACAGUAUAUUAUGCGAUAUAACAUAUAUUAUAUAAAAUAUUCACGUCAGUAUUACAAGUAGAAAGACAGAGUUUAAAGUUGCCAGAUUAAAAAAUUAAGAUUUUUUCAUAGAUGUACACUUAUAUCUAACAAAAUAUAUAGCAUCACAAUUAAUGUAAGUUGUGUAAAAAGUAAUUGUCUACUUAAAACAAGUCACUUCUCGGGUAUUGUUUUCGCCAACACACGUGCAUAAAAUAAUUAAACGGUAAAAACUUUUUGCGCGAUUUUUAAACAAGAUUUAGCUUAAGUUAGGAUAUUAUAUCUAGAAAUCUCUUCUCUUUAAUCCUUUGAUUAAAAACGGUAACCAAAGGAUUAAUAAGAAGAAAAUAUUCUGAUUGUUCGUGAAAAUGACAGCUAUGUGAUAUAGAUUUCUCACGUCCACAAUUUUAUUUCAUCGUUUAUUCUCUUAUUUACAACCUAUUAUAGAUAAUAUUAUAUUGGACAGUGAAUUGGAAGUCGAUCGAAGAGAACGAUAAUUCCGUUAAGCUUAAAAAUGCCCCGGCAUUUGAUCGGCGGCGUACGUUCUAGGAAUAAAAAAAUUUCAUUAUACUACCUACAAUGUAAAGAAGACAGUAUGUAUAUAUAAAGGAAUGUAAGCGCUUCUUCGAACGACCGCGGCAGUACAGGUUGUAAUAUGUUACACGCAAAAUUCAUAACAGUUCUAGUAUACUAAUUGAUAUACUAGAGAUCUGAACCGCCAAGAGUGUGUUACACACGCGAAAGAACGACGAUCGCCAGAGGGAUUAAUAGUCGAUUAAUAGAAUGCAAAUUAUCGAUUAAUCUCAUUAAUGCGAAGCGAAAGUAUAAUAAUUGAUUCGCGAAUUUCAGAACGAUAUCUUUUAAAUCGUCGACCGUCGUUCCGCGGAUUCAGAUCUACGCUUGGUUUGGUAAAAAGGCACUUUCGCUCUACCGAUCCGUCUCUCUCGAUGUAGAAAAUGUAUAAUUUACAGCCUCAUAAUUUUUUUGUUUUAAUAUACUUUUAUGUAUGUAUAUACAUGUACACACGUAUAUAAAUACACGCUCGCGGGAAUAUCUGAAAUUGCAGACAUAGCAUUUUGUCACCACAUUCAGCGUUCGCCUUACUCCUCUUCUCCCCCUUCCCUUCCAAAAAGA
Molecule: messenger RNA, 3437 nt
Organism: Formica exsecta
Lineage: Eukaryota; Metazoa; Arthropoda; Insecta; Hymenoptera; Formicidae
Product: methyltransferase-like protein 22
Exons: 6
Coding region: 1395-2246 (283 amino acids)
Biological process (GO): protein methylation
Cellular component (GO): nucleus
Molecular function (GO): protein methyltransferase activity
Source: RefSeq, a predicted model, not a curated record